Molecule: messenger RNA, 1279 nt
Organism: Phlebotomus papatasi
Lineage: Eukaryota; Metazoa; Arthropoda; Insecta; Diptera; Psychodidae
Exons: 2
Source: RefSeq, a predicted model, not a curated record
AGAGAGUCCAAUUAAUAUCAAGAAUUCCACUGAGCUCGUAAACUUCCUGACAGAGACCACAGUAGAUGAGCAAUAUGUAUUACUGAGCCUGGAUGUUACAUCCCUCUUCACCAAUAUCCCAAUAGACCUGGCGCUUCAGGAGGUGGAGAGGAGAAUGGAAGAGAUCAUGAAUACCUCAGAAACCAAAAGAGAUUGUAUUUUAAAGUUGGACGGUGUAGCCAUGGGAUCGCCGAUAAGCCCCAUUGUGGCGGAUGUGGUCAUGCAGAGGGCCAUUGGAGUGGUACUGGAGGAGUCGCGGUUGAGAAUACUUUUUGUCCGGAAAUAUGUGGAUGACCUCCUGCUCGCAGUACACAAAGAAGAUGUGAAUGAAGUCCUCCCACAAUUCAACGCAUUCCAUCCUAAGAUACAAUAUACGAUGGAGCUAGAGCAGGACGGAAGAAUCCCAUAUUUAGAUGUCAUGAUACACCGGACGGAGGGAGGAAUCUUGCAGACAACAUGGUACUCAAAACCGUGUGCCUCUCUACGUAUGCUCAACUUCCACAGCGGACACUCCAAGCAUGUCAUCAUCAAUGUGGCUAAAAAUUACAUUAAGAGAGUCCAGGAGUUAACAACAAAGUCACAUGAAGAAAGUAAGAAGAAAAUUGAAGAUACCCUGAGACUGAAUGACUUCCCACCGAGAAUGAUCAGGCAACUGUUGAAUCCCAGGAUAGCGAGGCAGAAUUUAAACCGACCCAGAGGAGACUCCCAGGCAAUUUUCCACGCGAUUUCCUAUGUUCCAGAUGUCUCUGAGAGGAUGAGGAGAGUGAUCAGGACGUCUACAGGAGCAGAGGUGGCGUUCACAAUGACUGGACAAAACCGCAGGUUCUUUACCAAGGUGAAGGACCCCGUGCCCAAAGAAUUAAAAUCUGGGGUGGUGUAUAGCAUCAAAUGUGGUGGAUGCCAGAUGUCCUACAUUGGGACAACUUCCCAACACCUGAAAAACAGGAUCAGCCAACAUAGAAGAGAUUGUAGGCAACCUAUUAAAAAUGAAAGUGCCACCGCAUUAUGUACUCACACCUCGAGAACGGGCCAUGUUUUCAAAUACGAUGAAGUGGAAAUUCUGGACCAACACCGACACAAUGGGAAGAGAGAAGUCCUGGAAGCACUACACAUCAAAAAGAACAUCGAUAGAGUGGUAAACAAAAGAACUGACAGCGAAAACAUAAAUGGCAUGUAUGCGAACUUGAUUCGCAUGCAAGCAAAUGACCAAGACACGAGCAAUGGCAGGCCAGAGAUGUGA